Rhipicephalus microplus (southern cattle tick) is the source of this 9877-nucleotide messenger RNA. It is a transcript of the gene smg, whose product is annotated as sterile alpha motif domain containing protein 4 smaug. The record is from RefSeq and is a predicted model, not a curated record. Gene Ontology annotation, cellular component: P-body. Lineage: Eukaryota; Metazoa; Arthropoda; Arachnida; Ixodida; Ixodidae. Gene Ontology annotation, biological process: nuclear-transcribed mRNA poly(A) tail shortening; regulation of mRNA stability; negative regulation of translation. Gene Ontology annotation, molecular function: translation repressor activity; mRNA binding; protein binding.
ACCACGACAUGAGUGGAGCAUGUGGGUGCUCGCUGAAAAGUGAUACUUCGGUGUUAAUCCCUAGAAGGCUACCGAGUUAGCCUUUCCUCAAGGCGAUGACAUGUUCGUGAUCACGAAAGACGCAGCGAAGCAAAGGUGGCCUCCGACUCGUCCCUGACGACGGUGCCUUCCCGGGCCAGCUCCGGACCGGGCGGGGCGACCCCGGCGGGCGCCGCGGUGGCGGGCGGCGGCGGCAUGAAGUCGAGCCUGGUCUUUCGGGACCAGGUGGCGGCCAUGGGCUCGUGGUUUGAGCUGUGGAACCCGUGCGAGCAGACGGUGGGGCUGUACUCCCUGCUGCGUCGGCUGGGCCCGACCCAGGCGCGCUUUCUGGCGCUCGUGCUCGACCGGUCGCUGGCCGACUGCGCCGAGCUGCGCCAGCGAGAGCGGCACGCCAACGACCCGGCCUACAUCGAGCGGCUGGCUCGCGAGCCGCGCGACCAGGCCCUGGGCCAGCUGCUGGGACUGCUGCCCCUGCUCGCACCCGGGAACCAGGCGGCCAAGGCGGCCUACCUCAGCCUCAUACCGCAGGUGCUGGCACAUGCCUUGGACUGCCGGCCACUGGUGGAGGGGGCGCGCCAGCUGCUCUCUUACUCGCUCAUCCACCCGGCCAUCAACUCUCGGGAUGACCGCCGCCUGCUCACCCUCUGGCUCAGGCACCUCGAGGAGCGCAUCUCUUCCUCCAGGUACCAAGAACACGGAGGCGGCGGUGCUGAGCCCCUGAACGGCACGGCCGGCCUGGACGACGGCGGAGGCAGCCUGGCUGCUGGGCGGCCCCCUACAAGUGGCCUCGACUCGUGGGCGGCCGUCGAUGGCCUGGGCUCCCUGAACGGCCACCACCACCACCAUCACCAUCAGCAGCAGCAUCACCACUACGGGGGCAGCGACCUGAACGGGUUCGGACUGGCACCGCUGGGCACUGCGGGCGGCUCCUUGCCUCCAGGUCUAGACUCAAGCCACAUGGCACUGCACCCCAGCAACCUGUCCUCUUACGCGCCUGCUGGCCAGUCGCUCUCCCAGCCAAUGCUCAAGAGAAGCAGCAGCCUGACACCACCAUGCUCCACUACAUCUCUGCAUCAGCAGCUGUCGCAGGCACAGCAGGGCUUUGGGCCAGGACGACUGCUCGGAUCUCACCCCACCUCAGUGGACUGGCGGUGCGGCCCUCCACCCGGCCCGCCACACGAAGCCGAGACCAUCGGCCCGCCCCUGUCGCCUCAGAGCAGCGGGGCGUCCUCCGGUUCGGAAGGUCAUGGCACGGAGGACCAGGGCCAGCCUGGUUUCAACCUGGAUGGCUCUGGCAUGAAGGGCAAGUGCCUUUGCGAUGUGCCCAGCUGGCUGAAGAGCCUCCGGUUGCACAAGUAUGCCUACCUGUUUGCCAACAUGAGCUACGAGGAGAUGAUGAACCUCACCGAGGAGAAACUGGAGGCCCAGAGCGUGACUAAAGGAGCACGUCACAAGAUUGUGCUUAGCAUUCGCAAGCUGAAAGAGCGCCCGGCCACGUUGCGUCAGCUCGAGAAGAGUCUCCAAGAAGAAGGCGACAUCCGCACAGCCCUGGCUGAGCUCCGUGCCAUGCUCCAGACGCCAAUGAAAGCUUCAAGCCGCGUGGAGGAUGGUCAGGACGGUGGAUCGCUUCAGCGGGCAUCUUCACCCGGCUCGUCAAGUUCUGCUGCUCCACAUUCCUCCGGCAACGGCAACGAGAUGGUUGGAGGUGCAUCUGUGUCCUCCACGGCAGAGGAAGAAGGGGCGAGGUCGAAGGAGGAAGAGAGUCCCCCGUCUUCCCUGGACUCUGCCUGCGGUGGGCAGAGUCCAGCGCACAGUCCCAGUAAAGGGGGCGGCGCCGCCGCUUCGGCAAUGGAUGCUUCCGGCGAGGAGGACGAAGACCUGCCUGGUCUAUUCACUAGAGUGGUUGGAAAAGUGUGCAGCAGCCUGUUGGUGAGCGUGCGAGCAGAGGACCAGAGCGUCAGCCAGUUCAUCACCCUGGUGGACAAGUGCCUGGCGCACGAAGCAUUCAGCCCCGCUCAAAAGCGGCGCCUCUUCUCCUGGCGACAGCAGGUGCACAAGGCCUGGCACCCAGUGCCGCCCCGGCGUUCGAUUGAUGCCCGCCAUCACCACGUCUCUGCGGCAACGGCUGCCACCGCCCAGGGACCCCGGCUGCCCCCGGCUGGUCGUUGGUGCGGCUCCUCGGUGCUUCCCCCCCUGGCGGGGGGUUCGGACUUUGGCCGGCUGGCCGGCCCCAGUGGACCCGCAGUGGCCCCUCCGCUAGGGCGACCCCCCGCGGUGUUUUUUGGUGGAGGGGUCUCUGUCGACUGCCCCGGUGGCAGUAACGGUGGAGGGCCCCUGGGGGGACCCCUCGCCAUGGUUAUCAAGAGGCCCAGCCUGCAGGAGCAUUUGAGCAAGCCACACGUGCAGAUCCAGAGGACCCACUCGGCUCCCGUGCGGCCGAAUCCAGUGGUUGCAUCGCUGUACAAACAGGCUGCGACUAACAGUGGGCGCAUGCAAGCUGACACUUCGGCAAACGACCCGGACCUGAACAACCGGCUGGAGUCCCUCUGCCUCAGCGUCACCGAACAUGCCCUUGGAGGUUCUGAUGGCAUGCCUCCAUUCUAGGCACCACCACGGCUUGCGACUCGUGCUGGAAGCACGGCGGGAACGAUUUUCUGUCACGUGCCAAUCCAUGGCCUCAUCAAAGCUUGUCGUUUCCCUUCCCUCCCACCCUUUGUUUUUUGUUUUUUAUUAGUGCACGACCUUCCUUGAAGACCAUCCUCAUAUUUUUAUCUCCUACUCUGCAUCGCCUUUCGUCCACCCUUGUCGCAACCAAAGUUCUUUGUUGACGUUGCCGGGCACGACAGGACCUUUUAUUUUUCUGUAGGUGCCACUGUUGGUUGUUUCCUGUAUUUUGUUUGUUUCUUGGGUCAUCGCCUGCCGUAUUGCUUCCCCCGGUGUUGGCGACGAUGUCGUUCUUGACAAACGGCGAUCUUUUUUUAUCGCGAGACAACUGCAUGUGCGAGUGUAUGUGUUUGCGGGCAUGCAAUCCUUUUCUUCAUCGUUGUCACUUGCUCAGUUGAUGCGUUUUUAUUUUGUUUACGAUGUGUGGGUGCUCUUCUUUCUUAUUUUCUUUGUCAUCGCUUCUGGCUGUUGUACGGUUCAUCCACACGACGGAACAAUUUCUUUUUAAAUGCGAAUGCAUUUCUUAAUCGGACUAUGUCAGGCGUUUGUCGGGAUCCGUCCACCGCCCUCUCCCAUAGCAACAGUUGCGGGCGCACGCAUCUCUAGCAACCGGAGCCCCCACCAUGUCUCUUGCCGAUCGCUCUCUCUCCUCCCUGCUCCCCACUUUCCCGUCCACUUGCGCCUCACUCUCGACCGUUCGCUGGCUGGGCGCCUCUCAAGAACAUCCUGAAAUGUGUGCACGAGAGCCGCUGUGAAACGCCGAGCCGAGAACGCUGUUUGCUUUGUUUACCUUGUAGUAGUAUUUUUCAACCGUGCACGCUAGCUGCUAGAGCUAGAAAGGGAAGCCACAUUUCUCGCGACAGAAAAACGCCGCUUGCGGCGUACGGCGCUAUCGGCUGCCCGGUGUAAGAAAAAACAGAAAACAUUAUUCUUCUAACGCUGGGUUCUCAGGUGCGAAACGCCGUUUUCGACACUACGCAAUGCAUUCAGGUUUCCUCAAGAUUCCCUUCAGGGAAGUGGGGGCAUUUGUUUUUUUUCCUGCCGAAGUGUGCAACGACCGACAGCACAUCACUGAUCGUUGUUUACAGCGUCUUAUCCACGCUUCACGUAGACAAGCACAUUGGUAGUCGUGAAUUGAAACAAGAAAGAUUCAGAUCAAGAUGUUUGCAUGCCUCGCUACAAUGUAUGUCCUCUUAAAAGCAAGAAAGCAAGUAUUUGUGUAUUCAAAAGGGAAAAUAUCCUGUAUGUGGUUAAUUGCCAAGUUUCAGUUUUACAGAAAUUUAGGUUGUAGCAUUAUCAAUACAAAGCAUUCGGAAUGUGCAAACAUUAAUGAUCUGCCUCUUUCACGAUGCCAUGGUGCAUGCUCUCUUCCCCUAGCAGAAAAUUUGUGAAACUUCUUUCGUUCUUGGAGCCUUUCGUUCUGGCGAAACCAGUUGUCGCCGCCCCCACCGAAAUGAUAGAGGGCAGCACAGGAAAUUAAAAAAAAAGUGGAUGUCUAGAUGGGCAAACACGAGAGACAUCGUAUGGCCGUUGCAAUCUUUCUUAGUAUUCACAAAGCUCAGUAACUUGAAAAGAGGUCUCUUACACGGGGCAAAUGGUGUGAGUGCCUUGCCGUCAAUGUGUGGAAAUGCAGAUCUAAAGCAAGUCUGAGGAACAGUCUAGCCAAACAAAGCGUGACGACUUGUUUCUGAAACAAGUUCGCUGUGGUGGCGUAGGAUAUGGCGCUCGGCUGCUGAACCGAAGGUCGCGAGUUGGAUUACAGCCGUGGCGGUUGCAUUUCGGUGGAGGUGAAAUGGUAGAGACGUGUUGCGAUGUCAGUGCAUGUUAAAAAAUAUUAGAUGGUCGAAAGCUCCGGAGCCCUCAACUAUGCUGUCCCACAUAAUCGUAUAGUGGUUUUGGGACGUUAAACCCCAGAUAUUGUUGUCAAGUCAUGACCACUACUUGACCGGGGCGAUGCGCAUGAUGGCACCCGCCCAUUUCGUCCAUCUCCUCAACGCUGUCGUCAACAGCCAAAUGAGCUAUGGGAUUCGUGCAGAUUAGUAGUUUGUGCAGUUGUUUGCCGUGUGGAUACACCUGCACGGGCAGUGCAGCAAUGGUGGAACUCUCCACCCAGUCACUUCGUCCUGCGAAAAGCGAAGCCGAAGCAUGUGGCCAUCGUUGGGGAUCCUGGCGUGCAACUUGGCGCCCCUCAUCUUCCUUUCUUAGUGUGUGGAUGCCUCCCAUCUCCCCUUUGAUACAUUGCCGAUCGAUUGCGCCCAUCGUUGCGCUGUAAUUGCAAAUUUGGCGCGCAGACUUUUUUUUUUUUUAGAGAUGUGUGAAAACUUGCAGUUUUACGUGCCUUAGUCUAUGAUCUGUUGAUCAGUGCCGUGUGCGCGUGCAUGUCUUAGAAAGGGGUUUAUCUGUGGAGUGCAUGUGAUCGUAGGCAGUCUUCCAGGCUCACCUUUUUUUGUUUCUUCUCGAAGCCUUUGCCUCCUCUGUUUACUUUCUUUUCAUGGUAUUAGCCUCCAUAUAAUCAUGUAAAGAAGAAAAAAAAAACAGCAGAAACUUGCUUUUCACAGUUUUUUUAAAAGAGUGCCUUCCCUCGGGGGCGGGCUUUUUUUGUUUAUGUUUUAACCAUUUCAACGAACCUAGUGGCUUGGUUCUUGCGUAGCUGCGCCGAAUUAGAAUUGUUGAGAAUGAACUACACGUUAGGCCGGCUCAGAAAGAAUGAUGUGUAGUUUGUUGCACUUUAGCAGUGUAUAGUAUUGCGCUGAGCUGAACGUCAACUCGGACUCUACGGUGCCGUAUGUUUGUGUGCGUGCCAGUGAAAUUGAUGAUAGUGACCUGCUGCGCUUUCUGUGUUCACCCUGCACUCGAAAGCGAGGCUUUCUUGAAAGAAAAGGAAGACGACCCUGUCAUCGUGUUUCGCGUGAAAUGAGGCGCACGUGCAUCGCUUGUGCACCUAUUCUUAUUUAUGGACUCCGUCGUCCUUGCGGGCUCCAUGGGUCGGAUGUGCAGAAUAAUAUCCAAGUAGCAGAAAACCCUCUAGGUUUUGUCAAAGAAGUGCCACGCCCGGUUCCAAUUUUUUUCCACGACAUUUCAUAUCGUUGCCUUCAUCCUGCUUCCGCAGUUCCCACAGUGUGUGUCACGCGGAGUUCACUCCCUUUGGAGUUGUCGGGCCGUUAUCUGCCGCACGCUCUGCGUGUCCAAUAUUUUUCUUUUGUACCGCGUGUGCUUCUGUUUGCCCUCCCCUUCAACACGGGAGUGGGCAUCUAGGAUUGUGUAUGUAUACAUACAUAUAAAUAUAAAUAUUAUAUAUAUUAUAAAUAUGGCAUAUACAGUUACUGUACAUAAUUUCUGGCCAGGUGCCAUACUCUAGUAGGAAAGACACUUCCGAGAGACUGAAAUGGUAAAAAAACUGGGCGUCGGCGCAUUUCCCCCGGGGGCACUGCCCGUCACUGGUCGGGCGCGAGAGUGCCGGUUUGCGCAAAUGGAGGGGGGAAGAGAAGUCAAGUCGGAGUUGCAGCAGUAUUCGAACGAUCCCAGUAGCCACCGUUAAAAAUGGGCCUCUGCAAGCCUCACACUGAGCCAGUGACGGUUAAAGGUUGGUUGCAACCAAAUUUCACUUCAAUUAAACUCGUUACUACUGAGGAGCACGGUACUAGUGAAGCGUUCUCAACAAGGUAACCAGGCUCAUCGUGUAACAUUCUUGUGGGCAACCUGCAGCGAUGGCCUAAGUGGGCAGUGCCCGCGCAUGAUGUCUGUCACUACAGCAAAAUUCCGGGUAGAUCGUGUCCGAUAUAUUCAGGUCUUGCCUGUCUUGCCUGUCUUGCCUGACAAAAUGCCGUUGAGCCACGCCUUCACGCUGGGGUCACGCAUCACGCAUCACAGUAGUAGUGUUUUUUUUACGUCUCCAGUUUUGUCGUCGAAAACCAGGUUGUUAGAAAAGCUUGUUGGGAUGCGUCUGCUUUCAGAGCAAGAAUUUUCGACACAAGCUUCUCUGCACCUCAGUAUGUUAAAACAUGCUUUUUAUACGGUGCGAAAGUUUUGUUGAAGCUGGCCUUUAUCGCCGCAGGGGAUCAGUGAUGAGCUUACAUUGGCUGCGCACCUAGGUUUACUUCGGCGAUGCAAUGGCACAGAUGUUUUGCUUUCACGUUUCCUAUUUGUGACUCGCUGCCGAUGGUAUUUCUUCAUUUUUCUCUCUUGCAACACCCCUCGAACGAAGCUGAGAGAAAAAGCAGGAGAUUGUUUCGCUAUCUCCUACCCUCAUCGCUCUAUCCGUCGUGCAACACUGCAGGACCGGUGUUGCGCAUCGCCAAAAGGCACUCGCAGUGAAGUGUCUGAAAAAAAAAAAAAAAUUAUGGUGAUGACCUUCAUGUGCAUUGUGGUGAAUCUUAGGCCACACAGCACCCUAAGCUAUUGCUUGAGUGUCUGAGAAAGCAAUGGCCUAGAUACAGGAACAGCAUUGAUCUGAGAGAGUUUUUGGAAGUAGCUGUAUGAUUUGGGGGGCGUAGCAUGCCCGAAAAGUGUCGUCGGUCCUCGAAACCCAGCUGCGCAUCCAUGUUGUUCUCUUUGCGAUGUCAGCAGGCUGCAUCAACCAGAGUUGACAUGCUAUUUUUCUCUGCCAGCGAUUUCAAUAGAACUGAAUUGGGAAUUUGUGGCACUUUAUGGAGGAGGUUCAGGAAAUUAUUUCAAAAAGUUUAGAGACGUGAUCAAUUUGUGUAUUGUCGGCAAGCCCCGAAACCUGCUAAUACUCAUCACAAGGACACAAGGUCAUCAGGUUAUACAGUAAGCAGCAUUCUAGGUAGAUUACUAACGGCACCCAAGGUAAUAUGUGACACUAAAGUAAGCUGUCGUUUUCACUGUCAUCACAAUUGGGCACUUUCAUUUAUUGCAGUUAAAACAGAAUCUGUGGAAAGGCUUUGGAGACAGUUACAUGAGAAAUUGUAAAAUUGAAAACUUCUUUAACAAUAAAAAAGAGGGAGGGGUGCCAAUCAUUAGAUUGAUGCUAAAUGAGAGCAAUGCCACACUAUUUUCAGUCUUUUUGAAAUGCUGCCUCCCAUCAUGUCAAAAUUCAACUGCUGGAUUGGCAUCCUAGAAUUGAAGCACACUAGAGAAUUGGAAUGAUGUCAUGCAGAGCUUUCAUUUUCUGGCACAGAAAAGUGCCCCCUUGUUUAUGUGACUGCGCUAUGUAAGGUGCUCAGCCAGGAAAAACGAACUCUCGAAGGAACAACAAUUUGAUAGGAAAUUAUGGCCGUCGCCAUCCCAAAAAUCAUAGUCUUCAGUAAAAUGAAAUUCGGUGUGUGCGUGUUUCUGUUGUAUUAGCCAGUCAUUUGCCAGUUGUAGCUGUGAGUUUACCAAUAUUGCAACAAGGAUGUUACAUCCAGCAGGCUUGUAAGGCAGAAUCAACCAAAUUAGCCAGGAAAUUAGAAAAACCAAUCAAAAAGUAGUCAACUUGAGCCAAAGUCAGUAAAAGUAGCCCGAAGUAGCCGUGCAUAUGUGAAAAUGAUUACGGUGCUUAUAAUCAAAUGACUAAAUUAUAUACCAUCUUUGUGGUUAACUACUACAGCAAGAACCCUUCAAAGUGAUACUCGGAGAUAACAACAUACAUUGUUGACUUUACCAACCACUUCGUGUAGGAUGACAAAGUUUCUGCGUAAUCCCGGCUGCAUUUCCGAUGGAGGCGGAAAUUUUAUAGGCCUGUGUGCUCAGAUUUGGGCGCACAUUCAAGAACCCCAGAUGGUUGAAAUUUUCAGAGCCUUCCCCUACGGCGUCUCUCAUAAUCUUAUGGUGGUUUUGGGACGUUAAACCUCACAUAUCAAUCAAUCAAUCAAUCAAAGUUUCUUCAUCACUAUUCACUUACAGCAUAUUGCUAAUUUGUUUAUAUUCGGGCUGCAUGAAACUAGCCAAAAAGUAGCCAAUACUGUUUUCUUCUGCCGCCACCGGCCUUGAAAAGUUGCCAAAUUUGCGCAAAGUAGCCACACCUGGCUACCCAGACAUCCACAUGCUUCCGAAACUUCACGUGUUUUCCUAUGUAUGAUGAUUGGAUGAAAUGGCAUGUUUAUAAGCAGCUCUCGAGAAAAGCAGUAGCAUACCUGGUAGCUGGCGAUCAAUCUUCUGUAUUUCUUUGAUGUUAAGAAUUUCGGCCUAGUGUCUGUAAUUCCAAAAGCUCCAGCUCUUUCCUGGUUAAGGUUGGCUUAAGGUUGCCAAAACUUCACUUGCCCAUGUACACGUGCUCUCCAGAGCAGUGUUUUCUUCGAAAAUGGAAUAAUCUUUGUUGGAAAUGAAGCUUCCUAUUGGAAUAAGUCUCGUAGCAAGCAGGCCAGUACGAUCAUGUGAACAUCACUGGGGCGCCUUAAAUUGCAAGAUUUAACAGCAGGUGUGAGUAGGAAUAUGCAGUGGUGGUUAAAGGAAAAUCAGGUUAAAACACACUGUAUCAAUGUAGAUCAUAUUCUUUGAAAACAAUUUUGUCAAAUUGACAGCUAAUAUUGCCAGAGUGGUGCUAGCGCCUCGAUGUUGGCCUGGUAUCCCAGAUGUGAAGUAUGUCUGCUGAUGUUAACAUUUUUUUUUUACGAAAUUUACUGCAACUAGUCAUCUUUAAUGCACAAUGUAGCCUGUCUUCAUGUGCUUUUAACAUUGUCAAAGAGUAGUUUCGCUUGUGCUAUAGAGAAUGUUCCUUUUCCUUUGGUGCCCCGACAAUAUGAACUGACUUUGAGUACACCACUUUCAAAAACUUUCUCAUGUCAGAUGCACGGUGGCCAUUAACUCUGGUGCUCAUGGUAAAGAUGUUAGCAUGAUUAAUAUUGCUACGGAGCGAGCGAAUAGCCCACUGUUCCAGAACAACUUGCUUCUGCUCAUGCAUCUUGGAAGUGAUUGUGUGUUGUCACAUGACUCCUGCGUUUUCUUUUGGCGUUGAGCGCGGACUGGUGCAGAAAACGGCGCCCCUCAUCAUGUAGUCGGCAGAGACGACACUGUGUAAGCCGGUGACUCGCCUCGGAUGUGUUGCUGAACGCUCAACUAAACAAAACAAAACAAAAAACCUUCUGUAUGACUGUCAAAAGAUGGUUGUGGAAGCCUUCCUCCGUGUGCAUGUGUGACGAGGAAGCAGUGUGCAACCUGAUGUGACUUGCACUUGUGUUGCUUGUACUUCUGUCAAGAGAGAUGAUUUACAAAUAAAGUUUAUGACAUCAUUGCA